AUGAACACUAAUUCACUCAUCAGCCACCCAUGUACUCUGUGCUGUAUGCCGACCACUAUGUGGUGCAGCCGAUGCCAAAAUGCUUGGUACUGCUCUCCUGAUCAUCUCUCCAGCGACUGGCCACGCCACAAGCGGGAGUGUGCCCCUGUCAACGCUGCUGCUGCUCAGCAGCAGCCAUACAACAUGAUAGCAACGCCUGCGCCCGUUCAGCAAGAGCUAAUCGCUGUGUCAGCUCUUUUGUUCACGCCGGAAGAAGAGCGCUCAAAGAUCAUUUCAGUCCAGUGCCGCCCGCAGGGGACGCUUUCCCAGGGCAUUUGUCCCCUCCCUCUGAGCAUGCCACCAAAUACCAUCAUCCUCACGCAAGGGCUCAAUGGCGAGGCCCUGCGCUUCCCGUUGCACAUCUGGUACUGCCCUGUCGCACUGCAAAGGGGGUCCCCAGUCAAUCGUGCCAUAUUUCGCAUCACUUCGGGUGCGGCGGAGAAAGCCUGGUGUGGGCCUGUUGUUGUUCUCAAAUUUAACGGAUCACGUAGGCAAGGCUACACUGAUGCUGGCUCGAACGAUCUCCCAGCCUUGUCGGCAUAUUUCCUCGCGUAUAAGUGA
Messenger RNA from Phanerochaete carnosa HHB-10118-sp, 600 nucleotides. RefSeq lists its product as uncharacterized. The record is from RefSeq and is a predicted model, not a curated record. The transcript is spliced from 4 exons. Bases 1 to 600 code for a protein of 199 amino acids. NCBI's taxonomy places the organism in Eukaryota, Fungi, Basidiomycota, Agaricomycetes, Polyporales, Phanerochaetaceae.